Molecule: messenger RNA, 9621 nt
Organism: Podarcis lilfordi (Lilford's wall lizard)
Lineage: Eukaryota; Metazoa; Chordata; Lepidosauria; Squamata; Lacertidae
Source: the annotation of a GenBank genome assembly
AUGGCCGCCAGCCUGUGGAUGGGAGACGUGAGUGAGCCAAGGGCCGCGGCGGCAGCGGGGCGAAGUUUGGUGGGCGGCGGAGGGAGGGGACGGGCGGGCGGGCGACGCCCACCGCUGUCUGUGCCGCAGGGCGCGCUUCCCUCCCUUUCCCGCACCCUCCGCUGCAGUUUCCUCAGCCUUGCCUUCCAUUGGAUGCUCUUCGCGGGCAGAGCCUUCUUUGCGCCGUGGCCGUUUCCCCCCGCGGCCUUUCCCCCCAGCGGACGUUUCCCCUGAAUCUGCAGGCGCCUGCAGCGGAGGUUGCGUAGUAGCCCCGCCGAAGAUUAGGCCGUAAUAAAUGGUUUCGAGGCUCCUUGGUGGUAUCUCGGCUCUGCUCAGAGUAGACCCGUGAAAGCCUGAGUUAACUCCUCCUGCCCGCGAAUUUCAGCGGGUCCACUUAAAAGGGUGCAACCCUUUCUGCUGCGGGUUUUUUUCUCAGCAUCGUCGUCACCUCAAGCUUUAUAAGGUGCGACAAGGACACUGGUGCUGCCAGUGACGGAUUUACAUACAGUAUAGGCUAAACAAGCUAUAGUUUAGGGCCUCACUCUCUUGGGGGGCCCCAAAAAAAUUAAAGGGGAAAAAACUGGAUGUACAUUUCCAAAAUAUAAGAUAAAAAACAAAUAAAAUAAAACCUACAUAGAGCAACAGUGUUUUGUGUUGUGUAGGCUCCCUAUGAUGUAAGUAAUGGGCCCCGCCUGCUAGCCUGCUCCCUAAAAUAUCACUGGUUUGCUCAUUUCUAUAUAUGCCUACAUUCUGCAUGGACUGGUUGCAUGGCAGCACAUGCAAAUGGCUUUAGAUACCUAUUAGGUUCAUAAAUUAACAUAUACCAUACAUUCAACACAAAAAACAGCAACAAUUUGUUGUUGACAAAGGACAGCUGGACAUAUAAAGGGCCCCAUUACCUUCAGUAGCUUAGGACCUCAUCAAACCUAAAUCCGGCCCUGGUGGUGCCUUAAGGUGAUCUGCGGUCUUGCUCUGGGUUUGCAGUUCAGAAAGGAAAGAUUCUCUCUGGCCUCUGCUGUUGGCUAGGAGAAUAAGGGCAGCUGGUGGGGUUUGCGCUCCCUGUUGAACAGAAAGGACAUAAUGGUCAGCAAAAAGUCUGGCCGGGUCCCAUCCAUACACCAGAGGCUUACCUUUCAAGGCACAUGCCGAUUUUUGAAUAGCUGCCACUUCCUCUGCUCAUUUUUCUCCUGCUCCUGUGGAUCAAAUCCAUUUUUCCUCUGUCCAACCCUGCGGCGGCGCCCCACCCCCCAAAGACAGAAAAGUGUGUGUGCACAAAUGUCACUUUUCAAAAUGAUGUGGGUUAAAGUCAGGAUUCAGUGGGAUUAAUCUUGAAAAGCACGUCAAAUUGAAUAGGAGAAAGAGCAUCACUUUUUUCGACUUCCUCCUUCAGCUCUGUUAGCUUUUCAAGGGAGGAAAAAGUAACCAUCCUAAUCGCCUCAUGACUAAAGGGGCUGUGUGUGCCCCUGUCUGUAGGGUUUUGUGAGUUCCAAGGGCAACACUAUGCCUACAGGUGCCAUGUUUGCCACCCCUGUGGUACAGUAAAUUGUACAAGAUUGUUUUAAACUGCUAGCCUAGCAUCCAUAGGCUACAAAGAAUUGCAUGCAAUGUCAUUUUGUGUGUGUGUGUGGCAAAAAUCGAUUGCCAGGCCUUGCACUUGUAGAAGUUCAGCCAUAUGCCUCUGUGUUCCAGUUGCUUGGAAUCACAAGUCAGGAAAGUGCUGUUUCACUCAGGUACUGUUUUGGGGAUAUCUAUGGCAUUUGUUUGGCCACUGUGAGAACAAGAUGCUGGAUCAGAUGGGUCUGAUCAUUUGUCUGAUCCAGCAGAACAUUUCUUUAUUUUUUCAGUCAAAAUGGAUAAAAAUGACUGGGUAAGAGUGGCAAACUAGGCUAGAAGACCCAGAUUCAAAUCAUCCACAAAACUUUUAAGGAAUCUUGAGCCAGUAACUGCCUUGCAGGAUUGUUCUGAGAAUUAGAAAGGGCCUUGAGUGGAAGACAUGGGGUAAUAAUUAUGAUGAUAUUGAUUAGAUUUUGGGACAACCUAAAGGGAGGAUUUUACAUGGAAGUAGUGUUGAGCUGAGAAUAGUUUAGAUCUACAUGCACAUGGAUUAUCUGGAGUUUACAUGACGGACAUCAUUGUGGCUAGAAACCUCUGCACACUCAGCUUUGGAGUGAUUCCCACUGAACUCAGUGCGACUUACUUGAGUAAACAUGCAUAGGAUGGCACUGUAACUCACUGCCAGAAGAUGUGAUGGCCUAGGCUUCAUUGGCUUUAAAUGGGGAUUGUUGCCUUCUUGGACUGCGUUAGACGCUUGGUCUGAUCCAGCAGGGCUUUUCAUUUUUCCUUACGAGUAAGUGGUUCUGGGAAUGGGGAGUGUAGGGUCCUUGUAGGUUUAGUGACAUUCCUUCCUCUCCCAAAUACCUUGCAAAUCUUGUAACAUCAUGAAUUGGCAAGUAUGCCAAUAAAAGCCUUAAUAUGUUCAUACUGUUUUUCGUCUGCAGUGACACUGCGGCACUCCUGAUGUUGCCGGACAAAAACUCGCAUCAUCCCUGACCACCAGCCAUGCUGGCUGGGGCUGAUGGGAGUUGGAGUCCCAACAUUGUAUGGAAGGACAUGCAUUCCACAUCCCUGUUGUAAUAUAUGGACCAAUUUGACCAGGAACCGUACAGAUACCUUGUGCCUUCCAUCAAUGUACCACUUUACUUUGUUUGCUUAGCUUGUAAUCAGGUUUGCUGUGCUCUGAAGAGUGCAAAACUGCUGCAGGUUUACUACCCUCCCUGUUCCUAGCCAUCUUGUGGCUCCCUGCAUAGAGUUACUUGCUUCAAACUUUAGCACGCGUCAUUCUGAUAACGGGUGUACACAUGCACACCUCUUUAGGCUCUGUUGCCUACAGGCCAGAAGGUGCCAUUUGCCUUUUUAAAAUGCUUCUUAAUUUUGUACAGAUCUUUCUGUAGGGCUGCAUUACCUUACUUUCUCUUUUUUUUUUUCCCUCUGUAGCUGGAGCCGUACAUGGAUGAGAAUUUCAUUUCGAGAGCCUUUGCUACUAUGGGAGAGCUAGUUCUGAGUGUAAAAAUCAUUCGGAAUAGGUUGACAGGGUAUUUAUCUGUAUUUUGUGUACUACUCACCUGGUAUGCAUGUUGGGGGUGGGGUGGGAUGUUUCACAAUACAUAUACAGACAAAAUUGGUGUUCCUGGAGUUAAGGUCGGGAUACAGAUUGUUUUGAGCUGCCCACCUCCUGUUUGCUGCCACAUAAUUCAUGAAGCCAAGAAUGCCUUAUUUUGACCUACUGUUCAGGGCAGAGGUGGGGAACCUGUAGCCCUCCAGGUGUUGGAUUCUAGCUCAGAUCAGCCCCAGACAGCAUGGGUCACAACAGUUGUAGUCCAGCAGUCUAUGUAUGCCAGCACGUUUCCCACCCAUGUGUGUGUUGUGUGUUCAUGCAUGAGAAGGAGAUGGGUCACAAGUAAUCAAUAACAUUGAUUGAAAAAACCUUAAAUUAGAACAAUAACCACAAAACCUAUUGAAACAGAUAUAGAAUUUGACUGGUCAUUUAAUGCAAAGUUAGGAUCGUACAGCUUCAUAGUAAAAAAAAUGAAAUGGCAGAAGAUACUAAAAUAGUACAUCCCAGGUUAUGACUUUAAGAAUUUUGGUAAAUAAAAUAUUUUUAAUCUGGUGCUUAAAUGAGUCUAGCACAAGUGCCUUCCUAACUUGUUCUGGAGAGGUUACUACACAAAUAGCAUGGCAGUAUGAAAACACUAUCCUAUUGGUCAUCAGUUGAAAGGUUCGUAGAAAUGAAGCAUAGCAUUUUUCACUAGUCAGUUCGAAACACAUGUCUUAUUCAUGUUUCCUUUCUUGCUUCUUCUCUUCCAGGAUUCCAGCAGGCUAUUGCUUUGUAGAAUUUGCUGACUUGGCCACUGCAGAAAAAUGUUUACAUAAAAUCAACGGGAAACCUCUUCCUGGUGCCACACCAGUAAGUAAAUCACUGUAAUUCUCUGCUGGGCACAUUAAUAGAUGGUCAAUUUAACUGGACACUCUUGGAAGAAAGUGUGUGCCCUUGUAAUGAGAGCAGCCAGAAAUCUCUCUCUGCCACUUUAUGUCUUACUGCAGAUAUUAUAAUGGAGUAAGGAAUGAUUUGAUCUUCCCACUUUGAAAGCAUUUACAUAGUAGACCAAUGGAUGUUAAAAUGCUGCAUGAAGGGAGAUGAUGAAUAUAUUCCUAGAAGCUUAGCCCUUAAAUUUGGUAGCCAAGAUUAAGAGCUCAUAUAAUCUCAGAGUGAGGUUUGGAUGAAUGUGUUUUAUUUGUAUUGUGCUUCUUGCUGUUUGUAACAUUUCAUGUUGUUCAGGGAUUCUCAGUCUGCUUUAGGAAAGGCUGCCAAAAUUUCCAUAUGAUGACGUUCACUUGCCUAAUAACCUGUAUAUUGAAGCUGUGUUGAAUAUUUCCACAGUAGUGUGUGUGUUUGCCUUUUCCUAAUGAGCCAUAAACUGAAAUGUGGAGGGCAUACAUGUACUCCAUUUCUUUCUCUCUCUUUUUUAACUGUUUCAGACAAAGCGAUUUAAAUUAAACUAUGCCACAUACGGAAAGCAGCCUGACAACAGGUAAGUCAAAUACUAUGAAAACUUCUCAAAUGUUUGCCAAAGCAUCUGCACUGUCAUUGUUGAAGGAUGAUAGUUUCCUGUUGUAAAGAGUUUCUAGAAAUGUGUUGCUAACUCUGCAGUCCGUCUGUAGUAAAGGCCUGACAGACACCUGUAUUUUCAUCAUUGUGUGAUUGCAUCACACAAUGACUUGUAUGUAUGAAACAAUCGGUCCAGAUUAAGUGCUGCAAAUAGACCGGGAUUCAGCCUCCAUUGUUGGAGGCAAUGUGCCUCUGAAAGCCAGUUGCUUGGAAGACCAAGUGAGGAGGGUGGUGUUGUGCUGUAGUCCUACUUGCAGGCUUCCGGUUGGCUACUGUGAGAACAGGAUGCUGAGCUAGAUGGGCCACUGGCGUGACCCACCAGCAUCCAAGCUCUUCUUAUGCUAUCAAUUGUGAGCAUAGCUCAUAUGGGAGAGCGAAGGUGGUUAAUGCAUCCCCGCUGGUAUUCGGACUGUUACUACUUAGGAGCAUUCAACUGAGGUUGGGAGUAACUGGUGAAAGUGCAUGAAACAACACUUGUAAAAGUCAGGAGCCUGUGGGAAAAAAAUCACAUACUCAUGUGUUUCUGCUUAUGGGAUAUUUUGUGGCACAAGGCCUCAUUGUACACAUUGGGCUUAAUUCCUUUUCUUUGUUUUUUUUUGGAUCACUUUUUAAAUAAUAUAUACAAUAAGUGAUUGAAAACAAACACUUGCAUAUCAGUGGAAUCAAAGCAGCAUAGUCAAAAUAAGAAUUGUAAUUAAUAGUAAAAAUCAGCCAGGUGAAAACAUAGUAUUAGGCUAAAUUCUGUCUUGCAAAGAAUUCCUUAACAAAUAAGAUUUGCUUGGAAAGUAUACCUGCUAAAAAUGCAUUAAAUAAUCAUUAAAUGUUUCAUACAAACCUUAAAAUAAGUAAAAACCGCUUUACUUAUAUGUAUCUCUAAGAAUUAUAAUCUUUUUUGCCACUGGACUUGUUUAAUAAUAAUAAUAAUGAUAAUAAUGAUGAUGAUGAUGAUGAUGAUAAUAAUUUAUUGUUCCUACCCUGCCCAUCUGGCUGGGUUUCCCCAGCCACUCUGAGCGGCUUCCAGCAGGUUAAAAAUACAUAAAAUGACUUGUUACUUAAGACAAGAAAAUUUGAAAGCGAAGGCAAGUAGUUAAGUCAGUCACAUCAAAUGAAUUUGCCAGCUUGCGCCCAUCAUUAGUUUUACAGAAAAAUAAAAAGAGUGUCCCAUGACUUCAUUUUCCUAAUGACCAAUUCUUCAUUAAUGUUGUUGUAUUAUUACUAUUCUCAAGCUGCUUUUAUUUUCCUCUUUAGCCCAGAAUAUUCACUAUUUGUAGGAGAUCUAUCCCCUGAUGUAGACGAUGGGAUGAUAUAUGAGUUCUUUGUAAAAGUGUACCCGUCAUGUAGGGGCGGCAAAGUUGUCGUGGACCAGACGGGAGUUUCCAAGUAAGCUUCUUCCUUCUGCAUUUGGUACUGAAUGGAGGUGGGAUGGGGAAAGUAUCUAAUGCAAAGAGGUUUUUACUGCCCAUAAAUUAGUAAAGAGGAAUGGGAUUCCGAUUAUUUUGCAUUAAGUGCUCACAUACUAACCAAGGGGAAGGGAAGAGAAAUAAACUUGUGUAAAUAUAAAAAAUACUCAUGUUUUAUCUUACCUGGUUCAUAAAUGAUGGUGUUAAGGCUUCUGUUUUGUGUGUGUGUUUUAGUAUAUCACUACAAACUGUUCUGAUUAUGCCAUGUUUAUUGGAGUGGCCUGAGAGACAGUUAAAAUAAUGUGUUUGUAUCACUUCUUAUGCACAAGCUGUUUCAGUCAGAAGCAUUUAAGGUUAGAUGAAGUCACACUGAUAUUUUUCCUGGAUCAGCAACUUUAGUGUAGGGCAGUCCCAGCUUAUGCAAGUGCAAGAGCAUUUAACAGCAAUAACAUGUAGAUUGGGUGUGGUGAACCUUUGGCCCCCCAGAUGUUGCUGACCUACAACUCCCCAUGGCUCCAGCAAGCAUGACAAAUGGCCCAGGAUGAUGGUAGCUGUAGUUCAGCAACAUCUGGAGAGCCAAAGGUUCUCCACACCUGGUGUGGAUGCAGCCCUAGCAUCUGCAGGCUGACCUGAAAGUUGCACCCACUCAGUGAAUUUCUUGCCGUCUGAACCCAGCAGGUUUCAAUCACUGAACUGCCAUGUCCAUGAAUCUUUCAAGAUUGCUGUUUUAAAGAAGCUUUCUCCCUUCCUUUGCACACCCUGGGAUCCCACUUCAUGUUGAGGGAAUUCCCAAGCUACUGAGCUGCUUGUGAUAGCUGUCCAUUUCUUCUCCCCACCUCCAGUUCUUUAGGACUGAGCCAGGCAGGUGAAUUCUCUGCAAAUCCUUCCUUUUAAAAGGUAUUUUAAAGGGUGGUCCAGCUCCUUGAUUCUGACCGAACCUUUGUCUUUUGCCAGAGGCUAUGGUUUUGUGAAAUUCUCAGAUGAAUUGGAACAGAAAAGAGCACUGAUAGAGUGCCAGGGGGCUGUUGGCCUUGGUUCUAAACCAAUACGCCUGAGUGUUGCCAUACCAAAAGCGUAAGUAUGCUGCCUUAACUAUAUGGAUAGACAAGUGGAGAGGCUGAUGUAAUGGAACAGAUUAGGGGGUGGGCUGAGAAAAAGAUAAGUUUGAGUAAAGAAGAUAUAGGCCUCAUUAAAGAAUGCCGAGUAAUGAGAGAUCAGAGGAUAGGAGAGAACUGGCAGGGUGAGGGUGAGAAUGAGGGACAGACAGGGCCUAAGGAGAGGAUGAGUGCUGUUAGCAAGAGAUGAAGAGGAAGCUGGGCUGCUAAGGAGGCUGGCUAAGAAUGAAAAAGCCUGUAAGACUUAGCAGUACAGAAGAGACAAUGGGCUGAACCAUUACAAAUGGCCACUAGAUCAAGUGCAGUUAUUAUAGCCCUAGAGAAUAUUGGGUUGGUUAGUUAGUUAGUUAGUUAGUUAAAAGUGUUCUGGUGUUGGAAUCAAAUCUAUUUCAAUAGAUGUUCUUGUAGAUUAAACUUCUUUUUACAUACCCUGACAUUCUUGUAUUUCCCUCUCCCUUCUUCCCAAAGUAACCGGCUGAAGACAGUCGAGUACAACCAGAUGUACAACUAUAACUAUAACCAGUACUACCAACAGUAUCAGAACUACUAUGCGCAUUGGGGAUAUGAUCAGAACACAGGCAGUUACAGCUACAGCUAUCCACAGUACGGCUACACACAAAGCACCAUGCAGGUAAGGACUGAGCAAAUUUGCAAGCUUGCUCAUUUCUAUGUCAACGAGAUCCUUGAGGCUGCAGUUGCAUACCCACUAGGGAGUGAGCCCUAUUGCAACACAGUGGGGCAUAUUUCCAAGUGACAUGCAUAGAAUUAUGGAAUUAUUAUUACGGAAGGUAUUUGCAAAAUAAAUAACUUGAUUCCUUGUUUGAAGCAACUGUGGUUUAUUAAUACCCAAAGCAGGCCAAACUAAAUCACAGUUUGACCUGUGUUUGGACAUAACAAGCCACAAUAACAAUGAAGAAGCAGAUGGCUCUGAUUUCUUCCUAGCACAUGCCAGGAGGGAGUUUUCAAGCCAGACCAAAAAGCAUAAGAGCAAAUUGAAAACAGAAUUCAAAAACAGUAAAACAAACUGUUUCAGCAGGUGAAGACGUGUAUAAACCAAGUGACAUAAGCAAGUCUCCCAGGGAAAUACGGUCAGUGAUGUUAGAUGUGCUUAAAAAAAUAUUCUGGUUCCCUAACCAUUUGUCAUUCUCCCUGUUGCAGAACUAUGAAGAGGUUGGUGAAGAUGCAUUAGAAGGUAAGUUUGCCUAUUGCAAUUCUCUGUUAGAAAUCAGCAUCUGAUUCUAAAGCACUCCAGUCAAGAGUUGUUCUGGAGCAGCAGAAUGGCUGCAGGAAUGCAAACAGGAGAGGCAACCUGUUGCCCUUGGCCUAAUUUCAUGUGGAUGGCAGGAAGUGGGGGGAAAGGUGUGGCAGAAAGAGAAAAGGGGGUGGCCCUGUCCAUCACCUGUAUGUACCUUUUUGACAAAUUACACCUGAUAAAUCACAGCCCUUGACAGAAUAAAGGUUCCCCACCCCUGACAUUUUGUUUUGUCUCACUUCCCUCUCUCAACCCAUCACAGUAGGGUUUUGUACUCUCAGUACAGCAUAGCUCCCUGUGGAAAAUUUUCUGGAGGCUGCAUCAGGAGAAAGAUCUUUUGUUUCUAUUUUGGUGUGAUUAUGUACCACUUUACCUACAGUUCACCUAAAAGUUCUGCUGUGCAAAAUAGAGUGUUAAAAGUGACUUGCUAGUUUUGAGAAGUUUGGGAAAGACAGUUUUUCGAAUUCUGACAGGCCAAUGGAACAAGGCCUUCCGUGUCAUCCAAUCAAGGAAAUUAUUGUUACUGGCUACAAAGCAAAACAGGAUUAUAAAACCACAGUUUGAAGUUUAGUAUCUCGAUUUGUUCCAGAGCUGGUAAUCACAGAUUUCUGUUCAAACAGAAUUGGAAACUCGUUAAUUAGAGACUUCCUGACUUAAUCAUAGCUCAUGUGGAGGGAUGAGCAAAGGGGCUGUGUAUACAGCAAAAAUGCUCAUUCAUUCAUAUUUUGGGUUAUGAUCUUCUGAACCAACUUGGUUUCCAGAUCUUAAUUUAAGCAAUUCACCUUGCUUUCACCUGAGACUCACUCAUGUGACUUUUAGAAGCCAUCUGAAGGCCGCCCUGUUUAGGGAAAGUUUUUAAUGUUUGAUGUUUUAUUGUGUUUUUAAUGUUCUGUUGGGAGCUGCCUGGAGUGGCUAGGGAAACCCAGCCAGAUGGGCAGCGUACAAAUAAAUUAUUAUUAUUAUUAUUAUUAUUAUUAUUAUUAUUAUUAUUAUUUAGGCUUCCUUCCUUUUUCAGAUCCAAUGCCCCAGAUGGAUGUGGGAGAAGCGAACAAACAGUUCAUGGAACAGAGUGAAGAACUCUAUGAUGCCUUGAUAGAAUGUCAUUGGCAGCCUUUGGACAGUGUCUCUUCAGAGAUUCAAGCCAUGUAG